CUAUUCUAAUAACACUUCUCCCACGACCGAAGAAAAACUACCCACCGCCCACCUUCUGAGCUACCACGACUCCAAAUCAGCCUCCACCUUCUUCUUCCACCGAGGCGCCAUGGCCAGCCUCCCCGUCAGCGCUCCCAACCCCAAGCACCACCUCCCACCGCGACGUCCCCUCCGCGCACCACGGCGUACCCUCCUGUGGUGCUCCCCCCGUCCAUCCUGCGCGCCGACGAAGCCAUCCACGGCCUCCCCGCGAUGAGCCAAUGCCAGAUCCGGUUAGCCGCGGGCUCCCGCGAUGGGCCGUCGAUGGAUCCAGCCAUCAACGGCCUUCGGCGAUGCGCUAUCUCCGGAUCUGCCCCGCGCUCCUCCCCCGGUCCCCUCCCACCUCACGCCCCAACCCCUCCACCUUCUACACCAAUUCGCCGCCGGGGGCCCGAGCCGCCAUAGCCUCCACACCGCACUUCUCUUGGAGCUUGCAGUGACUCUCCGCACGAGCUUCUCCCCCCGCAGCACCUUCUUCCAAUGGAUCAGGGCGGCCCCCUCUGUCAGGCGCCAUGGCUGGCCACGCAGCCAACGCGGACGCGGCCUCGAUCUGGGGUACCUCCACCGCGGCCUCGAGCAUCGCAGUGUCCCGACGAAGCAGCUCCGACCGGGGUGGAUUUGGCACUGCAGUCCACAUCGCACAGAGGCGUGCCCCACUUCCUCCUCCCCACGCAGUCCAUUGUCAAAGCCAAAGGGACUUGCCAUCCUGGGGGCAUCAGGGGCAGCUGGCUUCAAAGAUUGGUGGGGGUUCGGUUAUCUCGGCGGUCAAUGACGGGGGAUCCGAGGCAGCCAUCGCGCCGCCAGCCCCGUGCAGCUCGGUUGGCAGGCCCGUGCAGCUCGGUUGGCAGGCCCGUGCAGCUCGGUUGCCACCCCCGUGCAGCUCGGUUGCCACGGCCGGCCUCCAAAGCCUCCUCCCCAACCCCAACACUAGACGCCGCCGCCCUGCCAUCCCUUCACCGCGAUGCACUCGAGAUACGCCGCCCCAAGGGUCGUCUCUCCUUCCACCGGCGACGGUCGCGGAAGUGCACUCGGCCCUCUCUCUUCCACUGGAGUUUUGCUAUGCGUUGUUCUUCCGUGCACUUGAUGCGGUCCGCUCUGACCGUGCCCGGAGUUUAGAUGGGAGCUUGAUGAGGUUCACAUUCAAAUGCACUACGCGACAGCGGUUCAGCAGCUCGGCCCAUGCAGCUCGGUUUGCACAGGCAUGCGGUUUGGUGUAUCGCCCCAUGCAGCUCGAGUCUGGUGGCGUGCAGUUUGUGCACGUUUUUGUUACUUCAAGUUGUCAUCGUGUGGUCUGAUGUGUAAAGGCGUUGACCAUGCAGUACUCAGAUGAACGUAUGUCUCAUGUAGUUUGGCAAAACAUGUGAGUGCAGCUCGGCAUGUAUUUUCUGUGGGGGUUGCAUUUUUCUUCUGAAUUUGUUGUGCCAUGCGAUGUGUGACGGCUGGAUGUACUUAUUUUCGAAGUACUAUUGUUUUUGUCUAGAGGUUC
Molecule: messenger RNA, 1525 nt
Organism: Aegilops tauschii subsp. strangulata
Lineage: Eukaryota; Viridiplantae; Streptophyta; Magnoliopsida; Poales; Poaceae
Source: RefSeq, a predicted model, not a curated record